Molecule: messenger RNA, 548 nt
Organism: Calliphora vicina (urban bluebottle blowfly)
Lineage: Eukaryota; Metazoa; Arthropoda; Insecta; Diptera; Calliphoridae
Product: lysozyme 1
Exons: 1
Coding region: 69-488 (139 amino acids)
Molecular function (GO): lysozyme activity
Source: RefSeq, a predicted model, not a curated record
AUUAUUGUAAUGUCAGUUUAGCACGUGUUCUUUACCAUAUUUGCAUAUUUGUGACGUUUUGUAAAUUUAUGCAUAUUGCGCAGACGCGCCGACUACAGCCAUGUGAAUUUGCAGGUCAACUGUAUAUAUUGGACGUGCCCAAAAUGGAAUUACCAAUGUGGUCGUGUAUAGCGGAAUAUGAGAGUCGCUUCAAUACCGAUGCCAUUGGCAAACGUAAUUUAGAUGGUUCCUACGAUUAUGGCAUUUUUCAAAUUAGCGAUAAAUAUUGGUGUCAACCGCAAGAACAAAAUAAAUCUAAAGAUUUAUUCUAUUCGGCCAACGAAUGUAAUUUGAAUUGUUCCCAGUUGCUGCUGGACGAUAUAACGCAGGCGGUAAGAUGUGCUCGCAUAAUAUUGAAACAGCAGGGCUGGUCGGCCUGGUCGGUGUAUGGGGUGUAUUGCAAUGAAACGUCAACGAGUUUAAGUGAUAUUGAAUAUUGUUUUGGCUGAGAAGCAAUUAAAUUAAUCAAAAAAUAAACGGAUGUUGAUUUUGUAAGAAAUAUUGUUAAA